This is a messenger RNA of Nezara viridula (southern green stink bug), 2581 nucleotides long. The record is from the annotation of a GenBank genome assembly. NCBI's taxonomy places the organism in Eukaryota, Metazoa, Arthropoda, Insecta, Hemiptera, Pentatomidae.
AUGCUGUCUCACCCAUCCCAACUACAUUGCCAAAAUUAUGUUUCAGAGUUCUGGGAAGACCACUUCCAGUGCAGGUACCCCAACAGCUCCCGCACACCUUACAACAAGAAGUACACGAAGAGCUGCACGACCAAGGAGACGCUGAGCAGGGAGGGCAUGGCCUUCGAGAAGCAGCUGCAGUUCGUCUCGGACGCGGUGAUGGCCCUGGCAGUCGCCCUGCAGGACAUGCACCGCGACCUCUGCCCUGGGGCCAAGGGACUGUGCGAAACGAUGACUCCUACCAAGGGCAGUUUAUCCGGAGAUAAAUUCAAAUUUGACCCGAACGGUGAUGGCCCAGCCAGAUAUAAUAUUGUUCACUUCAAACAAGUCAGAAAAGGAGAGUACCAAUGGGUACAAGUAGGCCAAUACAUCGAAGGAGAGCUCAAGCUUAACAUGUCAGAGAAAAGAGGGCCUGAGUCCGUAUGUUCUCUCCCCUGCGAACAAGGGCAGGCCAAGAAGUACGUCGAAGGAGAGAGCUGCUGUUGGCAUUGCUUCAAUUGUACUCAAUAUCAGAUAAGGCAUCCAACGGACGAGACUCAGUGUCAGGUCUGCCCGUUGGGCACCAUUCCUGACAAAUAUCACAGCUAUUGUAAUGAAAUUCCAGAAUCCUUUCUCAGAGUUGAAAGUGCUUUGGCCAUCAGCGCAAUGACAAUAUCUUCUCUUGGCAUCAUGGCCACAAUGUUUGUUGUUGGGGCCUUUAUAAAACACAAUGAGACGCCAGUUGUUAAGGCAGCAGGAAGAGAACUGAGUUAUGUUCUACUCACAGGAAUAUUGUUAUGUUAUUUAAUAACAUUUGCACUGGUGUUAAGACCAUCAAAUGUUGUAUGUGGGAUACAAAGAUUUGGCAUUGGUAUCUGCUUCACUGUGGUGUAUGCAGCACUCUUAACAAAAACUAAUAGGAUAUCAAGAAUAUUUAAUGCCGGAAAGAGAACAGCUAAACGACCAAGCUUUAUUAAUCCAAAAUCACAACUAUUAAUUUGUGGUGGUCUUGUCAGUGUUCAGGUGGUCAUUAAUAUUAUAUGGAUGAUUGUUUCACCACCGAAAGCUAUCCACCAUUAUCCUACAAGAGAAGAUAAUCUUUUAGUAUGUUCAUCGUACAUAGACGCCUCUUAUAUGAUAGCUUUUGGUUAUCCAAUACUUCUAAUCGUUGUCUGCACAAUAUAUGCAAUAUUGACAAGAAACAUUCCAGAAGCUUUUAAUGAGUCUAAACAUAUAGUGUUCACAAUGUAUACGACCUGUGUGAUAUGGUUAGCAUUUGUGCCAUUGUAUUUUGUCACCGGUAACCACAUGCCACUCAGAAUAACUUCAAUGUCAGUUGCAAUAAGUUUCUCAGCAAGUGUCACCAUUGGCUGUCUCUUCUCCCCAAAGUUGUACAUAAUCUUGAUCCGACCUGAACGAAACGUCAGGCAAAGCAUGAUGCCUACUUCCCGCUACAGUGGGACAGUCAAGUCAGGAACAAGCGCAAGUGUGAUGGCUGCUGCGGUAGCUGUUACAGACAGCAAUCGUCUGUCACAAACCAUUACACACACCGUGGAAGCACCUUCUUCCAAAUCUUCUGAAAUAGAACUGAAAAGUGAAGGCAUAUCAUUCAGACCGAAACCACUUCUUGUAAGCAGAUCGACACAAACUCUAGCGACAGAAGUCAGUAACAACAAUAUGAACUCGGACAAAGUUCCUUCACUUGUCGGAAAUGGUCCUAUAUCAACAGAUGUACAGUUGUAGCAUUGAAACUCUCUCGAGAUCAAAUUGUAAAUAAUGUAUUAUUUGUUAUUAUAAAAAAGAUAUAAAAGAUUACAAUAGAAAAGAAAAUUAUCCAAAAAGAUAUGUAAAUACAGAAAUAUAUGAGUCUUAGAAAACAGGAUCAUCGCUAUUAUUUUGUAAAUAAUUACAACCUAAAUUAUUACUCUGAUGAAUAAACAUGAGUGUAUGAAUAUUUUUAUAAUAUUUCUUUACUUAUUUAUCUUAAAAACUUAGCAGUAAGCGACCCUCAUGGGUCUGAGUAGUUUGGCCUAUAAAGCUGUUAAAAAAGCUGAAGCAUAAAGCGGAUUAGGCAUCACUCAUGAGCCCAAUGAUGUCUAACCUCUGCGUUCAGCGAUAUGUAAUAUACUAUGUAAAUAUACAACGUGUUUCAUUUUUAUUAGUAAUAAGAAAUUUUAAAAAAUACUAUGGUGUAUAUACCAAGUAAUAAACUUUAUGGUUAUUUAAAAUUAAAAAAAGAAGAAGAUUAAUUUAUUAUGUCAGAAAUAGUUUUUAACUUUAUCUAAUGGUUAUCAAAAAUUAUUGAAAAUAAUAAUGUAUGCUCAUUGCCUGUGGUAAAAUGUAUAUAAAUAUAUCUGCUGUGUUUGACUUAAUAGAAUGAAUGAUGGAUGUAAUACUUAUAUAUAUAUAUAUAUGUCAGAUCUAUUGAUGAAAGCAAUUUAUUUCUGUAAAUAAUUUUUAUAAUGUAUGAAAAUGUUGAGAUUAUGUAAAUAAUCCUGUUAAUUACAGUUACGCUUAGUAAAUGUUGUGAUGAGCAGUAUUGUUUUGUAUUCAUAAAUGGGAG